AAUUUGAGAACCACUGCGCUUUCUUAUCAAAUAUUGCUAGCGGAACGUACAUAACAUAAUGUACACAUUUUUAUUUUAAUUAAAAUUGUAUUAAUUUCAUUGUUCAAACUAAUUAUUCAAACUAAAAUCCGCCAUAAUAAUAAAAAAAAAAAUACGUUCGUAGUUCAGUAUAGUUUUUAAGUCUGCACAUUCACAGCAUGUACUGUCUACAAUGGCUAAUACCCGUCUUACUCAUACCGAAACCAUUGAAUCCAGCACUGUUGCAGACCCACGUCAUGUUCAUGGUACUGUACUUGACUGGUUUCUUUUUGGAGCGGAAACCGUGCACAAUAUGCAGCAUAGUGUUCUUAGUAGCUGUGUUCCUGAUAUGUUAUAGUGGGUAUGGCAACUGUAUAUUUUACAGCAGCAACUGUGACUCUGUACAGUGUGAUAACGGCUAAACAGAAUAUUCUCAUCGACAUGUCCAGAACUGCGCAAACACUUGAAAAUAUACACCACUAGUAUUUAGGACUGUUACAAUUUUUUAUUAUUUUUCUUUUUGUAUAACUAAAUGUGUAGUAAGUUGGCCAAAAUUAAGUACUUGUAAAAAAUGUACAACUUAAUUUUCUUGCCACAUUUUAUUUGGUACCUUUGUAGUUUGUAUCAAUUUGUGCAUUUUAACACUUAUUACUGUUUGGUUUAUUCAAAUAUAGACUUGUACAUAUAAUUUUGAAUAUUGUGUUUACAAUUGUUUGUUUAAAAGUAAACCUAACUAAAAUUAGGUAUAAUAACACAAUAAUACUUACUAAAAUACUAUUAAUGAAUAAACUUCAUAAAUUAACUCAUUGAUUGCAUAUACAUUUUGAGUUCAACUUACUUGCAUCAAUUAUUCAUUUUUAACUAAGUAAAUGAUUCUGAAAAACCUUUUGCAAAAACAAGAUGGCAUUAAACAAUAAUUAAAUUUGUAUUAACCUUAUCCUUAUAGAUCAUAUUUUUAUUUUAUUUAAUAGUAUAUAAUAUUUUAUGUUGAAUAUGUUUCAAUAAUUUUACAGAGCAACACACCUAUAUGUCUAAAUGAUAUCAAUUAACAAAAGUGUACUGUCUGUCGUAAUAACAAAUAAUAUUAUAUCU
This is a messenger RNA of Cinara cedri, 1110 nucleotides long. NCBI's taxonomy places the organism in Eukaryota, Metazoa, Arthropoda, Insecta, Hemiptera, Aphididae. The record is from the annotation of a GenBank genome assembly.